Cynocephalus volans (Philippine flying lemur) is the source of this 1002-nucleotide messenger RNA. RefSeq names its product leucine rich repeat containing 26 (gene LRRC26). NCBI's taxonomy places the organism in Eukaryota, Metazoa, Chordata, Mammalia, Dermoptera, Cynocephalidae. The transcript has 2 exons. The record is from RefSeq and is a predicted model, not a curated record. Bases 1 to 1002 code for a protein of 333 amino acids. Gene Ontology annotation, cellular component: voltage-gated potassium channel complex. Gene Ontology annotation, molecular function: transmembrane transporter binding; voltage-gated potassium channel activity; potassium channel activator activity.
AUGAGGAGCUCCCCCUUUCCCUCGCGGCCUCUGCCACUACCGUUGCUGUUGCUGCUGUCGCCUUGGCCAGCCUGGGCUCAGACCCCCGCCGCGCCCUCGCCGUCGGGGACCCCGGGCCUCCCAGCCUGCCCCGAGGCGUGCUCGUGUGCACCGGGCGGCCAGACCAACUGCUCGGCCCUCGCGCUGCCCGCCGUGCCCGCGGGCCUGGGCCGGCGCGUGCGCGCGCUGCUGCUGGACCACAACCGCGUGCGCGCGCUGCCGCCUGGCGCCUUCGCGGGCGCAUGCGCGCUGCUGCGCCUGGACCUGCGCGAGAACGGGCUGCGCUCGGUGCACGCGCGGGCCUUCUGGGGUCUGGACGCGCUGCAGCAGCUCGACCUGAGCGCCAACCAGCUGGAAGCGCUGGCGCCCGGCACCUUCGCGCCGCUGCGCGCGCUGCGGUCCCUGUCGCUGGCCGGCAACCGGCUGGCGCGCUUGGAGCCCGCGGCGCUGGGCGCGCUCCCGCUGCUGCGCGCGCUCAGCCUGCAGGACAACGCGCUGGCGGCGCUCGCGCCCGGGCUGCUGGCCGGCCUGCCCGCCCUCGACGCGCUGCGCCUGCGCGGCAACCCCUGGGCCUGCGGCUGCGCUCUGCGCCCGCUCUGCGCCUGGCUGCGCCGCCACCCGCGGCCCCCUGCAGAGGCCGAGACGCUGCUCUGCGUGUCGCCGGAGCGCCUGACGCUCAGCCCCCUGAGCGCCUUCUCCGACGCCGCCUUCCGCCGCUGCGCGCAGCCGCUCGCCCCGGGGGAGCUGGCCGUGGUCUACGCGCUCGGGCCCGCCUCCUUCCUCGCCAGCCUGGCCGCCUGCCUGGCGCUGGGCUCCGUGCUCACCGCCUGCCGUGCGCGCCGCCGCCGCCGCGCCGCCGCCCGCCGCCCGCCACGGAGACCGCCGGACCCCGACCCCGACGGCCCGGCCUCGGCCGCGGACCCCGGGAGCCCCGCCGCCGCCCACGCCCACGCCCACGCCUGA